Physella acuta is the source of this 4800-nucleotide messenger RNA. Its product is annotated as guanine nucleotide exchange factor VAV3. Gene Ontology annotation, cellular component: cytoplasm. Gene Ontology annotation, biological process: regulation of GTPase activity; cell migration; intracellular signal transduction. Gene Ontology annotation, molecular function: protein binding; guanyl-nucleotide exchange factor activity. NCBI's taxonomy places the organism in Eukaryota, Metazoa, Mollusca, Gastropoda, Physidae. The record is from RefSeq and is a predicted model, not a curated record.
GACAGGGUUGUAUUAGUUUCGAAUAAAUUUAGGACGUCUGCCAAUAUUUAAAACGGAAGAGAAUUCCAAAAUGGCUGCCGACGAAUGGAGAAAUUGUGUAGAAUGGCUUGUAGGGUGUCAAAUUUUACCUGGGGAUCACAAAGCAACAAAGCCAGAUGCAACUGCUUUCGAUUUAGCUCAAGCUUUGAGAGACGGUGUAUUACUAUGUCACCUUUUAAAUACUUUAAAACCUGGCUGCAUCGACAUGAAAGAUUUCAGUUCCCGUCCACAGAUGUCACAGUUUUUGUGUAUGAAAAAUAUACGAACCUUCCUUCAGACAUGUACCAGUAUCUUUGGCAUAGAUCAACAAUAUUUGUUUAAACCCAAUGAUUUGUUUGAUGUCAAGGACUUUAAAAGGGUACUGGAUACUCUAUCUCGCUUGUCCAAAAGUAAAUUAUCUCAAGUUAAAUUUAGUGGCUUCCCCCCAGAUUCAAGGCACUCAGAUACAGAGCAUGAUGAGGAUAUAUAUGGCAACCUCCAGGACCUAGCUAUAGAAAACGACAUAGAGGACCAAGAGGAUAUAUAUGAUACAGUGUACCAGGAGGAUGAGGAGAAGAUCUAUGACGAUCUACUGCGGCACAGGAAGAGUUCUGUACCCUCAGCAGAGCCACUGACCAAAAGAGACCACUGCAUCAAGGAACUUUUGGAGACAGAAAACAAUUACAAUGUAGCACUCAAGAUGAUCAUAGAGCACUUUAUCCGACCAUUACAAAAUGUUUUAGCUCAGAGUGACAGAGAUAUAGUUUUUGCUCAUAUUGAGAAACUGGCAGAGGUCCACAAAGAGCUGUAUGAGAAGCUGACCAAGUCAGUGAGUGAACACGUGCCCAGGCUGGCUGACGUCUUCAUCCAGUUUAAGCCCAGGCUUCUGGUCUACGGGGCCUACUGCUCCAACCUGCCACAGGCGCAGGGGAAAAUUGACAAAAUCUGUGAGAAUGAGCAACUUCGGAUUAAAGUACUGGAAUGUGAACGUCGAGCUAAUGAUGGAAAAUUUAGGUUGCGGGACUUGUUACAUGUGCCAAUGCAGAGGGUUCUCAAAUACCACCUGUUGAUGAGGGAGCUGAUCAAAAACACAGACAAAACAAGUGAUGAGAGAUCAGGGCUAGAACAGGCUCUAGAGGCCAUGCAGGAUUUGUCAUUGUAUGUGAAUGAAGUGAAACGAGAUCAUGAAGGUUUACAAGUCAUUGAAGAAAUACAAAAUAGCAUUAAUGAUCUAAAGAUGCCACCCAACACCUCCCUCAAGGACUAUGGAAGGUUCCAGAAAGACGGAGAACUUAAAGUUUUGUCUCAUGCAGACAACCGACAGAGAAACAGGUCUGAGCCAGUAGGAAAAGUGGAGAAAAGGCAUAUUUUUCUCUUUGAUAAAGUCAUGCUCAUGUGCAAAGCUAAGAUUGUGGACAAGUUUUUCUGGGGUGACACCUACAGUUUUAAAGAUGCCAUUGUCUUGGGAGAGUACAAAAUAGACAACAGUGCAUUCAGCAAUGACAGGAGAGCAGACAAGGCCACACAGAGAGGGUGGAGCUACCCUUUUAUAAUGGUCAAGGAGAGGACAACCGCCUACACAUUCUAUGCUAAAACUGCUGAACAAAGGGACAAGUGGAAGGAAGCUGUCACAUUAGCCUUGGACAACAGUAACCCUGGUCGUAACUUCAUUAUGACAACCUUUGACACACCAAGGGAGUGUGAUGUGUGUGGCAAACUUUUGAGGGGGAUUUUUUUCCAGGGUUAUACAUGUCAAGACACCAAGAAAGCUGUCCAUAAAGAAUGUAUAGGCAAGCCCUUCCCUGUUCAGACAGCACCUAGAAGACCACCACGCAAUGACACGGACAGAAUGAAACAAGGUUCAGUGAGAAGGCCAAAGAUAGCCCACAAGGCUACAGCCAUUCAACCUUACAAGGGUCUACCGCCCCCACCCAACUGUUUCAAACCAGCUUUGCACUUCUCUAAAGACGAGGAAAUAGAUUUGAUAGCUCAGUCAGAUGACAAUUGGUGGAAGGGCCGGUUAAAAAGUGGUAUGGAGGGCUACUUUCCUACCAGUCACGUUGUCAAGAAAAAGAGCCCAAGUGACUCGUAUGAACAAGUUGAAGCCCAGUUCCCCAGGAGAAAUCCCCCUCCACAGCCUGACCGGCAGGAUAAUGGUCCACAGAGCAUGGCUCUGCUCAAAUAUUUGGCCGCAUUUCCAUGGUACGUAGGUGAGAUGGAGAGAGUGUCAGCACAACAGGCUUUAGACCCCCUACCUGAUGGUACCUUCCUCAUCAGGGUCACCAACAACCCUACUCGGCCAGGGGAGUUAAGUCUCAGUAUUAAGUACGCCAAUGCUGUGAGACACAUCAAAGUGAACAGAACAGCUGAUGGGCAGUUUUAUCUGGCAGAAUUGCGCUACUUUUCUUCUGUGCAGGAGUUGGUUGACUUCUACCAGAACAACGAGCUCUCAGACAGCUUUCCUGAUGUGUGCACAACCCUCAAAUAUCCUUACAAGAGGGUAGCCAAUGGGCCGCGAGUAUUAGGCUAUGCCGUGGCCAUCUAUGAUUAUGCAGCUACAUCUACAACUCAAGUGACACUAAAGGUUAAUGACAGGAUAGCCAUACUGAGCAAAACUGGACAGGACAAAGGCUGGUGGAAAGGGGAGAAUCUGCGCUCAAAUAGGAUUGGCUACUUCCCACUGGCUUAUGUACAAGAUGAGGAGGAGUGAGGUGACAGUAGGCCAAGGGCAGUGCUACCUGUCAGUGCUACCUGUUGAUAUUCUAAACUAGAUACUGAAGUUGGUUUACAGGGGACUCCUCCAGCAACACCUACUUAACAUUAAUUUAUUUGACGAAGAGGUUAGUUAGAAAAACAAAGUGUACCAGCAUUUAUAAAUAGAAAUCUCAAGGUUUCUUAGUUGUCUGGCAAGGCUGUGGGGUUUAUGGCCAGACAGAUUUUUGACACGAGUGGCAUGUCACUAAUGUCAUGACAUGGCUGGCAUGUCACUAAUGUCAUGACAUGGCUGGCUGGUCACUAAUGUCAUGACAUGGCUGGGAUAUCACUAAUGUCAUGACAUGGCUGGCUGGUCACUAAUGUCAUGACAUGGCUGGGAUGUCACUGGUGUCAUGACAUGGCUGGCUGGUCACUAAUGUCAUGACAUGGCUGGCUGGUCACUAAUGUCAUGACAUGGCUGGCUGGUCACUAAUGUCAUGACAUGGCUGGCUGGUCACUAAUGUCAUGACAUGGCUGGGAUAUCACUGGUGACAUGAAAUGGCUGGCGUGUCACUAAUGUCAUGACAUGGCUGGGAUAUCACUGGUGACAUGAAAUGGCUGGCGUGUCACUAAUGUCAUGACAUGGCUGGGAUAUCACUGGUGACAUGAAAUGGCUGGCGUGUCACUAAUGUCAUGACAUGGCUGCAAUGUCUUUGGUGUCAUUGCAUGGCUGGGAUGUCACUGGUGUCAUGACAUUGUCUGACCAUACCACAUGGCAAUACAGUUGAAAGACCACACUAGCCAUCAUCCUAGUAACCCAUUAGGCUGACCAGCAGGUCCAUCAACAAUUAUUUCAGAUGCCAUUGCUAAUGUUUCUAAAAAAAACUUCUUUCUCCACCCUCCCCUCCCCCAUUAGUUCUCUCUGGUCCACACAACAGGGUUGCCAGCAUUUGUUGUCAACCUUUGGUGUUGGUUGUUGUGGGCAGGUUGUGAGAAUGUUGAUGUAUAUAGUGGUGACUAGCAUGAGUUUGUACAUUUUCUUUCAUGUUUUGAUUGUAUAAAAAUUUCCCAGCCUCCGGCUGUAGCACUAUUGUACAGAACUUAUUUUCUCAUGUAUAGGAACAUACUUUGUUUUUGCUUUCAAACUUCUGUUUCUUCAGCUGUUAUUUAAUUACUUCACCAACUAAAAUGUUUUUAUAGUUAAAACUGACAUGCAAAUAAUUAGUUUUAUAAUUAACAUUCAAAUAAUUAUUUUUAUAAUUGACAUUCUAUUUUGUUAUUUUCAUUUUCUUGGCUUCAAAACAACCCAUGUACACAAACCACGAUCAUUAUCUCCCUUUGUAUAGCAACUACUUGAUGGCAGGCUACUUUGGUUUCUAAUGAACUUAUCUGUCACAUUCCUACACAUGGUCCAACUUUGGCAUAGUUUCAUGCCCUGCACCUGACAUUAAGUACAAUGCUCCCUAACAGUCAUACUUGGUUCCUUUCAGAAUAUUCUCAAUGGGAGGGGUUGUCAAUGUUUGAAAUAUAUAUUUACUAUAAAAAAGUUUCUAUUUUUUAUUUAUCCUCCCUUACUUUCCCCUCCCCCCCCCCCCCCCCCCUCCACAAGAGAUAGCUGAGAGAAACUCUGCAGCCAUGCCAUUUUUUAAAACUUUCCUUACAAUCACUGUUCACCUGUCCUGUCCCAAGAAACAAGCCCACCAGCUGCAGUGUGACUCCAUAAAAUACCCCCCCCCCCUGCUCAAGUAUAUGCUCAUCAAACUUUACAUUUCUGUUGGUUACAACUAAGACUGGUUUAAAUGCUCAAUGAAUUCAACUUUGGACCCACUGUUUUUGUUCUCUAUUGGUUUGUUUCAAGCUAACAACAUAAUAGCCUGUUAGCUGCCCACAAUUUUUUUGUGAUAAAAUUCUCUCAUUGCUACAAGUCUGUUUAUUCAAGGGAGGGAAUAUGUGUUGUCUGUCCUGCAGCCUGUGUAGCCCAUGUACACAAUGAACAAGUUAUCAAAUGUGGUUUUAUAUAUUUCUAUGAUGACUGAUGACACUGAGCCUAGCAGACCUAGACACUUCAAUAAAGAUGCCAUGUUUACA